Molecule: messenger RNA, 3062 nt
Organism: Athalia rosae (coleseed sawfly)
Lineage: Eukaryota; Metazoa; Arthropoda; Insecta; Hymenoptera; Athaliidae
Product: putative mediator of RNA polymerase II transcription subunit 29
Exons: 5
Coding region: 226-1449 (407 amino acids)
Source: RefSeq, a predicted model, not a curated record
UCAGUAGUUACUCGUCAGUCGUGAUCGUGGGUGUAUCGACGGUUAGCAGCGUUGCGAUCGUUGACUGAAGAUUAUUGCGAUUUGCCAGUUCGGUCUUUCAUAAUAUCGUGAUGUGCGAUUGCUGUUAGAGUCAGGAGUAUCUUCGCGAGUUUGGCGAAAGCACAAAUAUCGUUUGUAUUUCGGUUGUUCAGAGUAAUACAAAAAGUAAAAGGAACAGUUUAAAAAAUGUCUGAGAUUGACGCGAAAGUUAACAUGUCCCUCGAUGAGAUCAUAAAGAUGGAGAAAAAGGAUAAAAAGAACAAAAAGACCGCCGCCACAAAUGGAAAAGGAGGUGGUGUUAAGCGCAAUCGCGGUGGAGGUGCGCGGGGCCGAGGUAAUUUCAGAGGCCGUGGUGCUAGGAAUGUCAAGCAAAAUGGUAUUCCUGGCAAAACCAGUCAAUCUUGGCGUCUAAAUCGUAAUCAGAAUCAAAAUUUAGUCCAAGGUGGCUAUGUCAAACAGCGUUUCAACAAAAAUGGUGGCUUGACAAGAUCACGAAGUAAUCUAAACCUCAAUAGAGUCAUGCCAAAAAACAACACUAGAGGUGGGCUGAUCUCGCGCCGUGGUCGAGGUGGGAGGGCAGGAGGAUUAAACCGCAGCAGAAGCCGCACAAAUCUGACUUACAUUCAGGGAGGAUUUUACACCAACAACAAUGGCAACAACGCUAAUAACAACAAAAACUUACUGAAAAGAACAAAUAGUCUGCCCAAUUUGAGAGAUCCCACCUCGGUGCACAAUCGAUUGGGAUACCAGAGCCCCGCGCAAAUUGCAUACCGGAAUCGUGUGAAAAGAGCCAAGCAAGUGCUCCUACAACGACAAAAUCAGAGAUUGAAUCGUUCUAACGACUUCAGAAUGCCUCAAGCUGGUAAGCCAUUAACAACACUUCAACAGAGAGCAUUGGAGCGCCGCCAGCAAAUUCUCACCUCUCAGCGACGCUUUAGCACCGGAGGGUUACGGUCUGACCAGAUAGUACGCGCCCAAAGACAUGCCCAAUAUCAGCAAAAGUUGAUGAGGAUGAACGCGGCACGAAUAAAUACCAGUCCCAACGUCAACUUUAUGUGUACACUUGGAAAUAACUACACGCGUGGAAUGCGUCAACGGUCGAUGAGCCUGUCAAGAAAUCAAGGCGGAAGUGCAAAUAACUUGCGUCAAUUGCCUCGAGGUCGUUCGCCAUUCAGACAGACUAUGCAAAGCUUGAACAUGAUUGGUCGCAGCCAACUUUUUGCUCAGCCGCAACAACAACAACAGAGACCCUCCCGCUCCAGGUCGCGUUCACGUUCUCGCACCCGCAACGUUCCGAUUGCAGAUUCGGGAGCUGAUGUAGAUGACCGUACCUUCAGCGAAGUUAUGUAUAGCUUAUCUGGGAACCUCGGCGUUACUGGAAGGACCCUUAACGAUAGAUUCAGUUUUUAAUACUGAGAAGUGGGGGUAAAUCGGUGAUAUAAGACUAUUAAGAAUACAACUAAAACACAGCCAUUCAGAUAUUGUUGAUUUGUAAUUCAAUGAAUUCUGUCGAAAUUCAAACUUUUUGUGUCUGUCUAUUGUAAGAUUACGAAUCAAUCUCAAAAUGUUGAUUGCUCCGAUGACACAUGAUUCUAAGUAUAUUGGAAUUACUUUUCAAUAACAGUUGGUGUUUAGUACUUAUGAAUUCAUACCACAAGCAGAAGUAGUUAGAGAAAAACAUAUUUACUUAUGUUAACAUGCUGAGUGUACCAUGUCUGAAAGAGUUCGAGUUCGACAGCCUAAUUGAGUUCAUAUCGUUGCAGCAAUUCCAUUCACCAAAGAACGAAAAAUCUAUUCCAUUAUCAAGUUUCGAUCAAUAAUUGCUCAAACUUGCAGACUACUCAACAGGCUGGAUUCUAAGUAUAUAAAUAUUGAUUCUGUGUCGUUCUUUUGACUAUCGAUGGUAGCCAGUGAAUUUCCCCCCUCACACACACAUUUGAAGAGAUUCUACCAAUCAUGAGAUACUCACGAUAUGAAAAUAAUUAUAGUUUUUGAAUAUUGAGUAAUUUUUCAUUUUCAAUGGCACUACUUGAUCAAGUAUUUACUUGGCCGGUUUUUUUUUAAACACUAGAAAUGUGCAAUUAUUGACGAUGUUUAGUUAGAAUAAUUAUUCUUCUUGGGUGAAGGUAAUUUUUAUACCAUCACCUCUCAGACAGCUUCUUUCUCCUCUGGAAAUUACUCAUUGAACUUCAUCACUAUCUUCCGACGAUAAAGUGAUAUUUAGAAUUUCGAUCAACCGCUCUAUUGAUAUGGAAUCGAAAUUACAAACUUACCUGUCAGGCUAUUUUGUAUAUUAUCAUAUGAAAUUUGUGUAUAAAAAAAUAUCAUCAAUAGAAUAGAUUUGAUGUGAAAAAAUCAUUUUCAUCAUCCUUGCGAAUUCGACACGAAUCCCAGUUGGCGCAUCAGUAAUCGAUUUUACGUACUUUAGGGCAGAAUCGUUGCAAAGAUCCAAUUAUUCUUAUUUUGGAAGUAAUUUUUAUUCUGUCUAUGAAGUGACUGGUCUCAAUAUAUUGAGAGUGUGUAGAAUACACACAAAGCUAUAUAAAUACAGAUAUGAUGCAUCAAAGUUCACGUGUUUACAGCUUAACAUUUCAAAAUGCGAGCAGGUGAUUAGACUCUACGUUGUAUAGAUAAAAUAUAGCAAUAAAGUUUCAUAGAAACCGUAUUGAUAUGUUAGGUGCAAAUACAAGAGUGAAAAUUGACGAAAUAUUUAUUUAAUAGCUUACAGGAGAUAUGCGUGCCUCAACUUUUAGUUUUAAUUUUGACUUAUAACUAAUAAUGAGUGAUACAUUUGUAAGAAGUGUUCUAACUAUUCUGUAUAAUAACAGUGUUUAUUACCCACAAAAUAUAUUCUAUAGUUCAUAGUAAAAAAAAAGAAAAGAAAAAGUAAUAAAAAUAUCGUAUAUGAUAACUAGGAUUAAAAAGUGUAAUAUAUAAAGUAACGUUACUGAUAAACUGAAGUUCAAAAUGACAAACGAUUCUACUACACUACGAGGUAAUAAAUAUACUUUUUUGUUAAGAAA